GGUGGGUUGGGGUUUGCGCGUUAUCUAACUCUGGAAGGAGCGGCCGCAGUGAGUGUGAGGCCUGCAGCCUUGUCCUUUCCCGUGUCCUCUGCCCCACCCGUGUCGCGCGAGGCCACUGACGACUCCGAUCCUCGCGGGUUGGCGCCUGAGCAGCGAGGCCCAGCACUUUCCUGUUUACUACAUUUGAAAGACCCGACCACCUUGGAUGAUUUUGCCAGGCAAUGGCAAUUUGGGCUUGAGCGCCUUCAAGAAGGGCGCCCCAAGCAGUUGUGGAUGCAUCGCUCUCUACUGUAUAAGCCCCACUGCUCAUUCCCGCUACUGCUGCCUCCAGAAUUUCACCCUCCGGGUUCUUCAUGCCACCCUCCCUCCUUAUUUGUGGGCGCUGUAUUUCCUUUGUGGAGCGUUGCUCAACCCUUGCCGGCCGGUGCCCCUUAGUGGCGUCCGCAUGGGUCUCCUUUCCUCACCCAAAAUCACCUCUUCCGAGAGAACUUCUUGGUCCUGAUGUCUGACCAUGGAGAUGUGAGCCUCCCACCCGAAGACCGGGUGAGGGCUCUGUCCCAGUUGGGGAGUACAGUGGAGGUGAAUGAAGACAUUCCACCCCGUCGAUACUUCCGCUCAGGAGUUGAGAUGAUCCGAAUGGCGUCCAUUUACUCUGAGGAAGGCAACAUUGAACAUGCCUUCAUCCUUUAUAACAAGUACAUCACGCUCUUUAUUGAGAAACUACCAAAGCAUCGAGAUUAUAAGUCGACUGUUAUUCCUGAAAAGAAAGAUACAGUAAAGAAAUUAAAGGAGAUUGCAUUUCCCAAAGCAGAAGAACUGAAGGCAGAACUGUUAAAACGAUAUACCAAAGAAUAUACACAAUAUAAUGAAGAAAAGAAGAAGGAAGCGGAGAAAUUUGCCCGGAACAUGGCUAUCCAGCAAGAACUAGAAAAGGAAAGACAGAGGAUAGCACAGCAGAAGCAGCAACAGCUGGAACAGGAACAGUUCCAUGCCUUUGAGGAAAUGAUCCGGAACCAGGAGCUAGAAAAAGAACGACUGAAAAUUGUACAGGAAUUUGGGAAGGUGGACCCUGGCCUAGGUGGCCCACUGGUGCCUGACUUGGAAAAACCCUCUUUAGAUGUGUUCCCCACCUCACCUGUGUCGUCCACACAGCCUUCAGACUGUAACACAACAGCAAGGCCAGCUAAGCCCCCAGUGGUGGACAGGUCCUUGAAACCUGGAGCACUGAGCAACUCUGAAAGUAUUCCUACAAUCGAUGGAUUGCGCCAUGUGGUAGUGCCUGGGAAGCUGUGUCCUCAGUUUCUCCAGUUAGCCAGUGCCAACACUGCUCGAGGAGUAGAAACUUGUGGAAUUCUCUGUGGAAAACUGAUGAGGAAUGAAUUUACCAUUACCCACGUUCUCAUCCCCAAGCAAAGUGCUGGGUCUGACUAUUGCAACACAGAGAACGAAGAAGAACUUUUCCUCAUACAGGAUCAACAGGGUCUCAUCACUCUGGGCUGGAUUCAUACUCAUCCCACACAGACCGCCUUUCUCUCCAGUGUCGACCUACACACUCACUGUUCCUAUCAGAUGAUGCUGCCAGAGUCAAUAGCUAUCGUCUGCUCCCCCAAGUUUCAAGAAACUGGAUUCUUUAAAUUAACUGACCAUGGAUUAGAGGAGAUUUCUUCAUGUCGCCAGAAAGGAUUUCAUCCACACAGCAAGGAUCCACCUCUGUUUUGUGUAUGUAUCCUGUGUAGAAGAAAUUGGAGCUGUACUUCAGGCAAGGAGGACAGUCAGAGCUGAUGAGAGCUGUACCCAUGUGACUGUUGUGGACAGAGCAGUGACUGUCACAGACCUUCGAUGAGAAUUUGACUCACACACCUUCUGAGAACUAUAAAACCAUAUCAAUGUACUGUAGCCCCUUAAUUUAAGCUUCCCAGAAAGCUUUGGAAGCUUUUAAAGCAAGAAUAGGAAGGGAGCAACACCUGGAGAAGAACUGAUUUUCUAUUUCUGGUUUAAAAAGAAAUAAUUGAUUAUAUUUUUUAGGCAAAUCUGGAAAGGAGCACGAUCUUGUAAAGCAACUAACUCAAAAAUUAAGUCAAAAGAAUGGUAUGGGGAGCACCCACAUGCCCUUCUUUCUAGAUUCACCUAAGUGUUAACCUUUUUUUCCUCUAAGCUAUCUUAUAAUUUAUCUGCCAACUUGUUUAUAAUCUACCUUUGAACUAAAUGAGAGUAUCUAUGCAGAAAUUUGGAAGCCAUUUAGAAAACUUUUGGGUUUUCCUUUGGUUUAUGGGAAUGCUAAUGGAGCUUAAUUACAAGGGUGAGGGACAUCUCACUACAUCUCCACAGACAGUGAGGCUCACAAACCCUGAAGAAUGAUUUUGUCUGGAGUUCUGUUAUUUAACAAAUAUUUCGGGAUAUAUUUCCUCUGCAAUAAAAUAAUAAUUAACUUACUUUGUUGUGCUCUAGAG
Messenger RNA from Sciurus carolinensis (gray squirrel), 2450 nucleotides. It is a transcript of the gene Stambp, whose product is annotated as STAM binding protein. Bases 502 to 1782 code for a protein of 426 amino acids. Gene Ontology annotation, biological process: protein K63-linked deubiquitination. The transcript is spliced from 10 exons. The record is from RefSeq and is a predicted model, not a curated record. Gene Ontology annotation, molecular function: K63-linked deubiquitinase activity; metal-dependent deubiquitinase activity; protein binding. Lineage: Eukaryota; Metazoa; Chordata; Mammalia; Rodentia; Sciuridae. Gene Ontology annotation, cellular component: endosome; cleavage furrow.